This is a messenger RNA of Cydia pomonella (codling moth), 1558 nucleotides long. Its product is annotated as tubulin beta chain-like. Gene Ontology annotation, cellular component: cytoplasm; microtubule. Gene Ontology annotation, molecular function: GTPase activity; GTP binding; structural constituent of cytoskeleton. The record is from RefSeq and is a predicted model, not a curated record. Gene Ontology annotation, biological process: mitotic cell cycle; microtubule cytoskeleton organization. The coding region runs from base 148 to 1494 and encodes 448 amino acids. The transcript has 2 exons. NCBI's taxonomy places the organism in Eukaryota, Metazoa, Arthropoda, Insecta, Lepidoptera, Tortricidae.
GUUACUGUAACUAAUAGGCCAUGAAAUAAACACUUUUUUUAGUUAUUAGGUUAGUGUUUUUAGAUUAGUAUACAAUCGUUUUAUUUUGUUAUUUUACAUAGUAAUUUAAGUUUUUUAACAGUAAAAUUUUUGUGUUCUUUGUCAAUAAUGCGAGAAAUAGUUCACGUACAAAUUGGGCGAUGCGGAAAUCAAAUAGGAUCCAAGUUUUGGGAGGUCAUCAGUGACGAACAUGGCAUUGACCCAAGUGGUGAAUAUCACGGUGACUCAGAUCUCCAACUACAACGAAUUAAUGUUUACUACAAUGAGGCAGCUUGCCAGAGAUAUGUCCCUCGAGCGAUACUGGUUGAUCUUGAACCAAGCACGAUGGACAGCUUACGUUCUGAGCCGCAUGGGGAGUUAUUUCGCCCUGAUAAUAUUGUGUCCGGCUAUGCUGGAGCAGGCAACAAUUGGGCAAAAGGACAUUUUACAGAAGGGGCUGACCUGCUCGAAACUGUUCUGGACGUUGUAAGGAAAGAAGCGGAAGGAUGCGACUGUCUUCAAGGAUUUCAAAUAGUUCACUCUAUAGGCGGCGGUACAGGUUCGGGAUUAGGAACAUUACUGUUAUCUAACUUAAGAGAAGAAUAUCCUGACAGAAUUAUAGUUCCUUUUACAGUAGUACCUAGUCCAAAAGUUUCAGAUACUGUUGUUGAACCUUAUAAUGCAACUCUUUCUCUAAAUCAGUUAAUAGAAAAUUCGGACCAGACAUUUUGCAUAGACAAUGAAGCGCUGUACGAUAUAUGCUUCAGGACAUUAAAACUACGAACUCCAACAUACGGGGAUCUAAACCACUUAGUGUCAGCGACGAUGUCAGGAGUAACGACUUGCCUUCGCUUUCCCGGGCAACUGAACGCAGAUCUCCGUAAACUUGCAGUCAACAUGGUUCCAUUCCCGCGUUUGCAUUUCUUUAUGCCGGGCUUUGCACCGCUGACAUCGCGUAGUAACCAACAAUAUCGCGCACUCACGGUGCCUGAAUUAACCAAACAAAUGUUCGACGCCAAGAAUAUGAUGGCGGCUUGCGACCCACGCCGUGGUCGGUAUCUUACCGUCGCUGCGGUCUUCCGCGGCCGAAUGUCCAUGAAAGAGGUAGACGAACAAAUUCUUAACGUGCAAAAUAAAAACAAAGAAUUUUUCGUCGAAUGGAUACCAAACAAUGUAAAAACGGCUGUUUGCGACAUUCCCCCAAGAGGUCUUAAGAUGUCUUCUACAUUCAUUGGCAAUACAACUGCUAUUCAAGAAUUAUUCAAAAGAAUUUCAGAGCAAUUUGCAUCUAUGUUUAGUCGUAAAGCUUUUCUACAUUGGUAUUUAGGUGAAGGAAUGGACGAAUCUGAAUUUGCAGAAGCAGAUAAUAAUUUAAGUGAUCUCAUAUCGGAAUACCAACAAUAUCAAGAUGCUACACUCGGUGAUCAAGAAUUUGAAGGUGAAGAAGCAGAAGAGGGCGAAGAAGGAGAUGAAUAAUAAUCGCCGUACCUAUGAAAUUUAAUUUAUUAUUAUGUUUUAAAUUAAAAAGUGUUUCUGAUAA